Molecule: messenger RNA, 807 nt
Organism: Physeter macrocephalus (sperm whale)
Lineage: Eukaryota; Metazoa; Chordata; Mammalia; Artiodactyla; Physeteridae
Product: serine protease inhibitor Kazal-type 14-like
Molecular function (GO): protein binding
Source: RefSeq, a predicted model, not a curated record
AUGUCAGGAAGAGAUGGGGAUGUAUUUAGAAAAACAUGGAGUCAUAGACUGUCUCAGGAGCAGGCCAAGCAGACAGCUCUGGACAUUGUGCCAGGAGCCUGCAGACAUCCUGGAGAGUGGAGCCCUCCACACUGGUGGCCACCACAUGGAAAUAUUAAGGUGAAAUGUCCAUAUAAGAAAGGACUGAGUUGGUUCAAUGGAACAGUGAACCCCUGCCCUGGUAUAUAUCAACCCAUCUGUGGCAACAAUUUGGUAACCUAUGAAAACCCCUGCAUCUUGUGUGUUGAGAGCACGAAAUCUCAGGGAAAAAUUAGAUUUCUGCAUGAUGGAAAAUGCUGAGUGGACUCAGACAUGAAAGAAGUACCUUAUUUUAUCUUUCCAUUGAGAAAAUCCUUCUCUUGCAACUCACCCCUCCUUGGAUGUGUUCUUAGUGACAGAGAGCUACCCCUAGUGAGCUGGUAGACCUCUCCCCUCACUGAUUCGCUGCCUUCCAUAUUCUCCCUAACAAACUUUUCUGAAAUUCUCAUUUAACAUGGGUCUCAGAUCUAUGUCUCAAGCCUCAGAAGUAGAACAAAAUGAACAUUUGAGCCAAAGGUCAGAGACAAACACGGGGCUUAAUCAGGUCUCUGUUACUGUAAACUGUGGAAUAAUCUAUCAAUAUGUAAAGGCUCCUGGUUGUCUUCCAAGGAACACAACAGAAAUUUCUUCCAUAUUCCUUUAGAAUUAAAAAAAAAAACAAUUAAUAGGAAACGUGCCUAAAAUAACCAGCUGAGCUUCCCCUCGCAGCUGUAACCAGAGUAGUCAUCC